Theileria annulata is the source of this 465-nucleotide messenger RNA. RefSeq names its product nuclear transport factor 2, putative. Lineage: Eukaryota; Apicomplexa; Aconoidasida; Piroplasmida; Theileriidae. Gene Ontology annotation, cellular component: nuclear pore central transport channel. Gene Ontology annotation, biological process: nucleocytoplasmic transport. The transcript has 2 exons. Bases 1 to 465 code for a protein of 154 amino acids. The record is from RefSeq and is a predicted model, not a curated record.
AUGGCCACUGAAAUUAAUUCAAAUUUCUCUAAUGUGGGUCUUCAAUUCGUAAAAAUGUAUUAUCAUCUCAUGGAAAAUGAUAGUUUUUAUACUCAUUCUAGUAGUAACUGUCCAUUUUACACUUUUCACUCGAAACUACUAAUUUAUUUAAAAUUUCUUACAACAUUUAGUUCGGUUAAUAAUAAUAUGUUUUACAGGCAAGGGUUGGCUCAAUUUUACACAAAUGAAAGUAUGAUGACAUUUGAGAACAGUUCCUUUAAAGGUCAAUCUCAGAUUCUGGAGAAACUUCUAUCUAAUCCCUCAUCCAAAUAUGCAAUUCUUACAUGUGACUUCCAACCUUCACCUAACAAUGGCGUUGUAGCUUUUAUUAUGGGUACCCUCACUACACGAAAUUUAUACCAAAACACUAAUUAUUUUUUACACAUUUUUUACUUAUACACUCUUGUUAAUUAUUCUCAGUCUUAA